This is a messenger RNA of Sphenostylis stenocarpa, 954 nucleotides long. NCBI's taxonomy places the organism in Eukaryota, Viridiplantae, Streptophyta, Magnoliopsida, Fabales, Fabaceae. The record is from the annotation of a GenBank genome assembly.
AUGAUUUUUCCAAGAUUUUGUACGAAUCUAAAAGGUAUGGAAUUGGAAACCCUCUACCCCCCCUGUUUUAUGCCAAAUUCAAAUUGGUUUGUGGAAGAGAGCCACAGCACAGAAUGGACUAGAGAGGAUAACAAGAAGUUUGAAAGUGCCCUUGCUAUAUAUGACAAGGACACCCCAGAUAGAUGGUUCAAGGUGGCAGCCAUGAUCCCUGGGAAGACUGUGCUCGAUGUGAUCAAGCAGUAUAGGGAAUUGGAAGAAGAUGUGAGUGAAAUUGAAGCAGGGCGUGUUCCAAUUCCUGGUUAUCUUGCCUCUUCUUUCACCUUUGAGCUGGUUGACAACCACAACUAUGAUGGAUGCAGAAGAAGGCCUGCACCUAUCAGAGGUUCUGAUCAAGAGAGAAAGAAAGGAGUCCCCUGGACUGAAGAGGAACACAGACGUUUUCUGCUGGGACUUCUGAAGUAUGGUAAAGGGGACUGGAGAAAUAUCUCUCGCAAUUUUGUGGUCACAAAGACCCCCACCCAAGUUGCUAGCCAUGCACAGAAGUACUACAUAAGGCAAAAGGUUUCUGGAGGGAAAGAUAAAAGGAGACCUAGCAUCCAUGAUAUAACUACUGUUAACCUUACAGAAACUGCUGCAUCAGAUAAGAACAAGUCUCCGUUAUUUAACGUGUCUCCCAUGAUUACACCUCAACAGAAACUGAAUAGCAUGUCAAAAGUACAGCUGGACUGGACUAGCCACUACAAUGAUGGAUCACUCAUGGUUUUCAACCCAAAUUGUGAUGACUUGUUUGUGUCGUCUUCAUCUGAUAUCACUUCCAUGGCCCUGAAAAUGCAAGGGCAGGAUCUCUAUGACUGUGCUUUACAUGAGGCUUAUGCCAAGGUAAAAGCUCCAGGUUUCAGCAUGGCUCCUAGAGACUUCAAUAAUGAAGCUGUUUUUGGUAUUCAUGCACUGUAG